Messenger RNA from Cherax quadricarinatus, 2381 nucleotides. It is a transcript of the gene Phax, whose product is annotated as phosphorylated adaptor for RNA export. Gene Ontology annotation, cellular component: nucleus. Gene Ontology annotation, biological process: snRNA export from nucleus. NCBI's taxonomy places the organism in Eukaryota, Metazoa, Arthropoda, Malacostraca, Decapoda, Parastacidae. The record is from RefSeq and is a predicted model, not a curated record.
AUCUCGACCUUCACUUAUCAUUGUUUACAUCUGGCGGCGCCUGGACACGACUACUCGACCAUUUUCCUCUAUUUUAACUAUUUUGGCCAUUUUGGGCGGUUAUGGAGCGCCGGGAGGAGGGCGAGUGUUCCGACGCCCACGACGACAGUUUUGACGUCGCCUACAAGCCGGUGUCUCGGCCAGACUCGACCAAGUACCGCUAUGCGGCCCGAGAGCUGCCAUCCAGUGACACGGACGGCUCGUCUGGCUCCGAUUCAGACAGCCCGGCCACGACCAAGCGCCGGCGGCCCAACCUUGGCCCCAUGGACAUCUGUGGACCUCAGAGCGGUGACCCCAGAGUAUGGAGUGUGGACAGCGCUGCCAGACAACCAUCGCGACCCCGGCGCCGCAACAAUGUUUGGUCUACUGUCAUGGAAGAACAGGUACUCUCACAGGAGAUCGGAGGGUUUGGACUCAAGCGGAGGCUGGACCAGGGGGAACGGAGUGUGGAAAGCUAUGACUACACACAAGCCUUGAAGGCCCGGGGCAUCAAACCUCCAGACUCCGACACAGAGGAGGAGGAGGAUGAGGAAGAAGAGGAGGAAGAGGAGGUGGAGGAGGACAAGGAAGAUGAGGAAGUUAAAGUGAAGAGACUGAACCGGAAGCGGCACAUCAGAGAGCGGAUCAGCUACAAGAAGACGCGGUCGAAGGGCGGAGGUGGCGGCCAGCGGAACCUGGCCGACCUGGCCGUUGGGGUCGAGUCCUCAACUGACGAAGAGCUGGGCCGGGCCAUCGCGGCUGGAUUGAUGGAACGCAAGCCAGAGUUGAUCAUAAGAGUGGUCAGUGUGGUGGGUCGAGACAGGGCGCAGGAGCUGUACAAGGAGACACAGGAACUCGAACGAAAUGGUGGACUACUGGUACUGGACGGGUCACGACGUCGGACAUCGGGUGGAGUGUACCUGCAGCUUGUCAAGUCACUGCCGAGCCUUGGCAAGGCGGAGCUCCAGCGCAUCUUCCCGCAGGAGGAGUCACGCUCCUCGCAGCAGUGGCGCAAGCGUAAGAGAGCCCACCGUCGCCGCGAGCGUCAUGAGUCCAAGCCCCAGGGAGAGGACGCGAGGGAGGAGGAGCUGCAGCUGGGGGGUGUGCUGUCAGAUGACCCUGGGGGGGCCAAGUGCCCCGGCUCCACCCCGGUCACCUCGCCCCGGCCGUCAGACAACGAAGAUGACCCCGGACCCCUGAUAAACCAGCUAUCUCCCUCUGGAUUGCCAGACUUGAUAUCCAUAUCCAAGCCACCAGUUCUUGCUGACCCCAGGGCUUGCAAGCCAGACAGCACCCUAGACACUUUCAAUGGGGGCUUCCUGAAUGUGGGGACUGAUGUGCAGGAGGUCAAAGAGGACGACAGGACUGUAGAAGCCUACGACGAGGACUUUCUUGACAUCCACACCAAUGAGGAGAUGGAGCUCUUUUGAUGCCGUCUGUCUUGUUGUAGCCACAACCUGUUGAAGAUGCGUUUAGGACUAUUAAGACGUGAGGUGAACCUAUAUUCUAGCCAGAACCUGUUGAAAAUGUGUUUACCUGUGCCAAGACAGGAGGUAAACCUGUAUUCUAGCCAAAACUUGUUGAAAACCUGUCUAGAACUGUCAAGACAUAAAAAAGACCUGUACUCUAGCCAGAACUUGUUGAAAACGUGUCUAGACUUGUCAAAACACACGGUAAACCUGUAUUGUAGCCAGAACCUGUUGAAAACCUCUCUAGAACUGUUAAUACAUGAGCUGAACCUAUAUUCUAGCCAGAACCUGUUGGGAACGUGUUUACCUGUGUCAAGACACAAGGGAAACCUGUAUUCUAGCCAAAACUUGUUGAAGACCUGUCUAGAACUGUCAGGACAUAAGGCAGACCUAUACUCUAGCCAGAACCUGCUGAAGACAUGUCUAGAACUGUCAAGACAUGAGGCAGUGCAUUCAAAAUGCAUAGAAUACACAGUGUCAGCCUUUAGGCCUAAGUGUUGAACUCAAGAGAGCUGGUGUUCUUCUGAACAGUGUUAUUUUACUGAACAAUGGUAUUGUUCCACUCUACGUACAGUGAACCCUCUUAUAAGACUCCACAUACAGUCAACUCUCUUAUAAUACUCCACCGAGCACUGUGAUUUUUAGUUUAAGCGACUGAAGAAGUUCACCAACAAUGUCACAUGAAAGGCCUUCAUAAAUUCAAUUGUAGAAAAUAUUUGGAGUGUAAGACAGUUGACUGUAGCAUUAAUGUCAUCAGAUUGAUGAUAUUGUUGUCCAGUAUCCACAGAUUGAUGAAUAAAACACAUGUACAACAUCUGGAUGUCUUUAUUGAUGAAUAAAACACAUGUACAACACCUGGAUGUCUUUAUUGAUGAAUAAAACACAUGUACAACA